Molecule: messenger RNA, 633 nt
Organism: Paramecium sonneborni
Lineage: Eukaryota; Ciliophora; Oligohymenophorea; Peniculida; Parameciidae
Source: the annotation of a GenBank genome assembly
AUGGAAAAUGACUUAACAUUUGUUUGUAUCAGUGAUACUCAUUGUUACAAUAUUCCCCUACCUCAAGGAGAUGUCUUAAUACAUUGUGGAGACUUUACAAAAAGUGGAUAAAAAGAAGAAACAUUAUCUUUCAUUUAAUGGUUGAAGAAAUAGCCAUUUAAAUAUAAAAUCGUAAUAGCUGGAAAUCACGAUAUAUCUAUGGAUACAGAAAACUAUGAAUCGAAGCUUAAAUAAAUACAUCAUAAAGUUUGUAAUUUCGAUGCUUAAGAAUUGCUUUAGCAAUUAAAAGAUAAUUGCAUUUAUUUGGUUAAUUAAUCUGUUAUUAUUGAUGGAAUNCAAUCUAAAAUCAAUUUUUUUAUUUUUCAUUUCUAAUCACAACAUUAUUUCAUCUUCUCUUCUUUCCAUUAUUAUUAUAUAUAUUCGUUUUAAUUAAUAUUUUUAUUAAAUUACAAUCUAUUCUUUUAAUAAUAUUUUUAGAAAAUUCAAUUAAUUUUAAACAGAAAAAAUAUUAAAAGAACCAAAAUAUAUGUAUUAAAUUAAACAGAAUAUCAUUUUUAAGGAAUAUUGAAAUUAGUACCUUUACCAAAUUAUCAGGUUAUAAAUUAAAGAGAUGUAAAAUUAUACAGAACUUGA